This is a messenger RNA of Lichtheimia ornata, 1332 nucleotides long. RefSeq lists its product as uncharacterized. The record is from RefSeq and is a predicted model, not a curated record. Lineage: Eukaryota; Fungi; Mucoromycota; Mucoromycetes; Mucorales; Lichtheimiaceae. The transcript has 9 exons. Bases 1 to 1332 code for a protein of 443 amino acids.
AUGGACACACAAACGUCGAAUACUCCUUCUCCUCUUCCUGUAUUAUCCACAUUGCCAGCCGUCAUUCCACCCACUUCUCGCUUGAACUUUAUCCGCACUUGGUGGCAAAGAUCCGAUCAAACAGCCGCCAUUGCUGAAACUCGACUCUUACACCACGCAUUGCAACCCACAGAAAUCUUUAAAGGAUCCGUCAUUGGAAAGCUUGUGCAGGUGCCCUUAGACAACAGUGACAAGAACCAGCGUAUCGUCAACACGCUCUAUCUACGGAGGAACCCUGAUGGUUCAAGCAGCUCUUUUGAUUUGGAUACAGAAAAUACCACCGUCGAUACUAUCAAGGAGGAUCUCAAAGCAUCUAAAGAUAAGAACUUGGUGAUAUGCCAUGGCUAUGGUGCAGGUCUUGGCUUCUUUUAUAGAAACUUUUAUGCAUUGGGUCAAAUGCCUGGAUGGCGUGUAUUUGCUAUAGAUUGGAUUGGUAUGGGUAGAAGCUCAAGACCCAAGUGGACAAUCACAAAAAAGGGCAGCGAGUCAUGGGACCAAAUCAUUGAUGAGGUUGAGAAUCACUUUAUUGACUCCUUGGAGGAUUGGCGAAAGAAGAUCGGUUUGGAGAAAAUGACAUUGGCUGGCCAUUCUCUUGGUGGUUACUUUGCAACAUGCUAUUCAAGGAAAUAUCCUGAGCGUGUGGAAAAGCUCUACUUGAUAUCACCUGCUGGUGUACCAGAGGCCCCUCCAGAAGUGACUAGACCUAAGGAUGAUAAGCCAAAGGAUGUCAUUGACAAAGAAGCUUCCGAUUUGAAUGCCAGUAUGCAAACAGAUGCCGAAGAGGCUAUGGCCAAUGAACCGCAACCUCCGUCACCACCUCGUAGACGAAUUCCAGGAUGGGCCAAAUAUCUAUGGAAUAUGAAUGUCACGCCUAUGAGUAUUGUUCGGUUAACAGGUCCUUAUGGUGCUAGUCUCGUCAAUCGAUAUACCUCUCGUCGUUUUGCUCAUUUAGACACCCACGAACAACAUGCGUUAUACGAUUACUUGUAUCAUAUUACAUCUUCUGCCGGAUCAGGCGAGUUUGCAUUAUCAGCCAUUUUAGCUCCUGGUGCCUAUGCCCGACGACCUUUAUUCCAUCGACUUGCUGAUCUCAAGAUGCCAACUGUGUUUAUUUAUGGCGAAGAUGAUUGGAUGGAUUACAAGGCUGCUGAAAAAGCAAAGGCUCAUAUGCAAGUACCAGUAAAGGUGAUCCGCAUCCCUUAUGGAGGUCAUCACAUGUACCUUGAUAACCCGGAUGAAUUCAACAAUGUGAUGCUUGAGGAAUUGACUGCUGCUGAUGGAACCAAGUCAUAG